Messenger RNA from Leptonychotes weddellii (Weddell seal), 1438 nucleotides. Lineage: Eukaryota; Metazoa; Chordata; Mammalia; Carnivora; Phocidae. The record is from RefSeq and is a predicted model, not a curated record.
UGUGAAGCAUCACUGCCCCCGCCUCUUCUCCCUGUGCUCAGGCUCGGCCUUUUCUGUGUGUCUGAGGUGGGACUGGACAGCCAACUAUGGGAAGACUUAGCUGACAGCACCCAGACCUGGGCUGGGACCCUGGAACUGGGGCUGACCUGGGGAUAGGCUGCGCCACUCUGCCCUGACCUUGGGAUUGGCACCAGCUUCCGACCGGUACCUGGCAAAGCCUGGAAGUCCUUGCAGUGGCCACGGACACUACAUCUGGGGCAGUACCUCCUCACUAGGGGUCAUGUUCAUCGUUCCAUUGACUAUCAUCAUACUGUCAGUGGCGCUGGCUGUGGGGCUUCCUGGCAACAGCUUUGUGGUGUGGAGCAUCCUGGUGAGGAUGCGGAAGCGCUCCGUCACGGCCUUGCUGGUGCUGAACCUGGCCCUGGCGGACUUGGCUGUCUUGCUCACUGCCCCCUUUUUCCUGUACUCUGUGGCGCGCCGCACCUGGACAUUUGGGCUGGUUGGCUGCCGCCUGUUUCACUAUACCUGCGGAGUCAGCAUGUACGCCAGCGUCCUGCUGAUCAUGGCCAUGAGUCUGGACCGCUCGCUGGCCGUGGCCCUCCCCUUUGUGUCCCAGAAGUUUCGCACCAAGGCCGUUGCCUGGUGGGUGCUAGCAAGCAUCUGGGUGAUGUCCCUUCUGCUGGCCACACCCGUCAUCAUGUACCGCACCCUGACGAAACAGAACAACCAUACCCUGUGCUUCCCGACGUACUCCAGCGAACGAGUCAAGGCAUUCCAUCUGCUCUUCGAGGCCUUUACCGGCUUCCUGCUGCCCUUCCUGCUGGUGGUGGCCAGCUAUUCGGACAUCAGGCGCAGGCUGCAGGCCCGGCGCUUCCGCCGCAGCCGCCGCACCGGUCGCCUGGUGGCGCUCAUCAUCCUGGCCUUCGCCGCCUUCUGGCUGCCCUACCACGUGGUGAACCUGGCCGAGGCGGGCCGGGCCCUGGCGGGCAGGGAGCUGGGGCCGGGGCCGGGGCGGAUGGGAGACCCGCUGCUGCUGGCGCGCCACGUGUUCAUCGCGCUGGCCUUCCUGAGCAGCAGCGUGAACCCCGUGCUGUACGCGUGCGCCGGCGGCGGCCUGCUGCGCUCGGCCGGCGUGGGCUUCGUCGCCAAGCUGUUGGAGGGCACCGGUUCCGAGGCGUCCAGCGCGCGCCGCGGGGACACCCUGGGCCGGAUGGUGAGGGGCGCCCCCGCCCCUCCCGAGCCCGGCCCCUCCGAGAGCCUCGCGGACUCCAUCGACGCUCUGCAGUGAAGCGAACUGAACUAGGCCUGGGGGUUGCUGGUGGAAGGACUCUGGCUGUCCUCGCGGCGGCGGAAUGCUCCCUGCGUUGGCCAGACCCAGUUUACCCCGAGGCGGAGGCGGAGGAGAACGCGAGGAGGGUGGAGCAGAAGAGGAGGGAGG